AUGCUGCCGUCCAACUCUGAUAGUGAGCGCCGAGAAAAGAGCGAUAUUAACAGUGAGUUUACCGUUUUCAAAAAACGUCAAAUUGAAUGCUCCGAUUCAGAAGAUACGUCGUCCAGAUGCUUCUUCGAAGACAAAUGGUGCCAACGGGAGCUUCGCCGAGCCGACCAAUUUCACCGGGUGGUCAUUGCCGUGUUUUGUCGAGAAGAGCGCCACUUCACCAGCCACGCCUCGAUACAUCUGUGCUCCUCGGACGAGUCGAUGCUCAUGAAUUGGCUGAGGGAAGAGUUCGAGAAGCACGACGAUGGCCACCGCUCGUUUCUCCAGACUAUCGGUGUGGUGUGGAGUGCGCUGCAGAAGCAGUUUUCACCGGAAAUUCGCGAAGACGCGUCCCGAUGGUUCCGCCGAGGAUGUUUGAGACAAUUCGAUGUGAUUCGCCCGGACAAUUGCCGCAUCGACGACGAAUUUUCGGAGGAAGAGGGGAUGUAUUUGAGUUCGGGUACAGAUUCAGAUUCCGAUUCAUGUGAUCUCGAAGAGGGGGAGUCGGCGAAAUGCUGCUGCUGUGUCAGUGACAACUGGCCGAUCAGCGAAGUGACAACCGCCGUCACCACGGACACGCCCAAACGAAUCCUGCUCACUCUGUGCCUGACCAGCGGCGGAUUUCGAAGAGAAUUCGCCGACGAGCUCGUCAAAGAUGACAUUUAUUUAUGCGCGGAACACUCGAAACUCAUCGCAAGGGAGCUGCUCGACUGGUUCGGUGUCGGCUGUGCGAACGGAAAGAUUCCGAAGAUCGAGGACAAUGAAUUCGUUGUCAGACGGGUUUACGAACAAGUGAUUCAUCAUUGGAGCCAGGUGGCGUUCGUAAGCCUCAAAGGUUUUCACAUAUUUUGUGAGGAGCUUUUGCUUAUACUACAAGACGGAACAGUGAAGAGAAGGAAGAGCAAAGGUAAACCCCGAAUUCAGUCGAUCAAUUAAUAAUGUCCCUCUCCAGAUGAUUCGUACGAAGAUGUGAUAGAAGACAUUGUGAAUCAGUACUUCGGCGCGUUGAUAAGCACACUUCCGAAGUCUGACGAAAAGAUGAGGAGGAAAUUGUCGAGUGUUGUGAACAAGGAAAUCGGAUCCGAACGAUCCAUCUCCGAAAGGCUCACAUUCCCAAUGGACAAGGAUAUGAAUAACUAA
Messenger RNA from Caenorhabditis sp. 36 PRJEB53466, 1176 nucleotides. Lineage: Eukaryota; Metazoa; Nematoda; Chromadorea; Rhabditida; Rhabditidae. The record is from the annotation of a GenBank genome assembly.